AUGCAUUUUUCGUCACUUCUCGUAGCGGCCGUUGCCGUUCUCCCUACCGCCGUCUUCGGCCAGCUUUCGGGCAAAGUUGGUCCCUUGACAACCCACGCUGCCAAAACCGCGAAGAAGACUUGCAAUGUCUUGAAGUAUGGUGGCAAGGCUGAUAAAAGCACUGAUCUUGGCCCUGCUCUUUUGAGUGCCUUUGCGGCUUGCAAGACAGGCGGCACUGUUGUUGUCCCUUCUGGUGACUAUGCUAUGAAGACGUGGGCUACGUUCGAAGGCGGCAAGGCGUGGGCUCUGCAGCUUGAUGGUGUUAUCUACCGUACUGGUACCGAUGCUGGAAACAUGUUGUUCAUUCGCAACGCGAACGACUUCGAGAUGUUCAGCAGCACCGGCAAGGGUGCUGUACAAGGUCUUGGAUAUGAGGACCACAAGAACGGCAAGCGCAACGGUGCUCGCCUCUUGCGUGUCGAGAAGACCAACAACUUCUCUGUGCACGAUAUCAUCCUUGUCGACGCCCCGAUGUUUCACUUUGUUAUGAACACCGUCACCAACGGCGAGGCCUACAACAUGGCCAUCCGUGGUGGUGACUGGGGUGGCCUUGAUGGUGUCGACAUCGUCGGUACGAAUGUCUGGGUCCACGACAUCAUGGUCACAAACAAGGACGAAUGCGUAACCGUCAAGUCGCCCUCGACCAACCUGCUCAUCGAGAACAUCUACUGCAACUGGUCGGGCGGCUGCGGCAUGGGCAGUCUUGGCGCCGACACGGCCAUCUCUAAGAUCCAGUACAAGAACAUUUACACGUGGAAGUCGAACCAGAUGAUGAUGAUCAAGGCCAACGGCGGCUCUGGUUACGUUGAGGAUGUGCUCUUCGAGAACUUCUCCGGCCACGGCAACGCAUACGCCUUCAACAUCGACCAGUACUGGGCGUCCAUGAGCGCCAUCGCUGGCAACGGCGUGCAGCUCAGCAACAUCACGGCCAAGAACUGGCGCGGCACGCAGGCCAACGGCGCCCAGCGCGGGCCCGUCAAGGUCGUGUGUGCCGAUACGGCGCCUUGCACCGAUAUCAACGUGUCGGACAUCAACAUGUGGACCGAGACGGGCAACAAGAACAUCAACCUUUGCCGCUCUGGCCAUGGAUCUGGAGCCUGCUUAAAGAGCGGAACUGGUGCGUAUGCACAGAUUACCCAGACUGUUACCACCGCGCCUACUGCCUACUCGGCGGCCAGCAUGAAGGAGAACUUGCAGACGGCGUUCGGUACUGCAAGCAGCAUUCCUAUCCCGACUCUUCCUGCCAGCUACUACCCCAACACGCCGCCUUUCAGCAAGCUUGCUAGCCAGUAA
Messenger RNA from Ascochyta rabiei, 1332 nucleotides. Its product is annotated as Rhamnogalacturonan hydrolase. The record is from RefSeq and is a predicted model, not a curated record. Gene Ontology annotation, molecular function: polygalacturonase activity. Gene Ontology annotation, biological process: carbohydrate metabolic process. Bases 1 to 1332 code for a protein of 443 amino acids. The transcript is spliced from 3 exons. NCBI's taxonomy places the organism in Eukaryota, Fungi, Ascomycota, Dothideomycetes, Pleosporales, Didymellaceae.